AUGGUUCGUCUUGCACCACCACCUACUUUUACUUUACCACCUCCACCAAUGUUUCCAUCAGAUAUUUUGGAUAUGAAAUUAGUAUUUCGAUUUAGUUGUUCGUCCAUUCGACAGCAACAACAUCAACAUCAACAAAUUAUUAAUUCUCGCUCGAUUAUGUUCAGUUGUAUUACUUUUCUUAUUAUUAUUCUUCUAUUUGCUCUCUUAUUUCUCAUAAGCAAAUUUUAUCGUAAACCAAAAUCUUCAACUAUAAAUUAUAAAUCGAAAUCAUUAUCACAACCACUACCACCAUCACUAUCCAAUAUGAAAUCAACAAAUUUAUCAAUGAAUACUAGUCGUUCAUAUGAAACAAUAUCAUCUAUAGAUACUGGUCUUUAUGUUAAUUCUAUUGAUACAUCUGCAACAACUUAUUCAACAGAUCCAAGUAAUGUUAUAUAUCUUCAUUGUUCUCAAGGACAUGACUAUUCAACUAUUUCUCCACCGCCUCCAUAUUAUCAUACACUUAAUAUUCCUUCUUAA
Adineta steineri is the source of this 519-nucleotide messenger RNA. Lineage: Eukaryota; Metazoa; Rotifera; Eurotatoria; Adinetida; Adinetidae. The record is from the annotation of a GenBank genome assembly.